Messenger RNA from Vigna radiata var. radiata (mung bean), 1101 nucleotides. Its product is annotated as rho GDP-dissociation inhibitor 1. Gene Ontology annotation, molecular function: protein binding; Rho GDP-dissociation inhibitor activity. The record is from RefSeq and is a predicted model, not a curated record. The transcript has 5 exons. Bases 256 to 951 code for a protein of 231 amino acids. NCBI's taxonomy places the organism in Eukaryota, Viridiplantae, Streptophyta, Magnoliopsida, Fabales, Fabaceae. Gene Ontology annotation, cellular component: membrane; cytosol; cytoplasm. Gene Ontology annotation, biological process: Rho protein signal transduction.
CAGUUCCCAACAAAAGUGACUUGUGAUGUGGUGGGAGGAUGCAAAGAGGGCAAAAGUGUUAUUUCAACUCUUCACAAACCCAUUUUCUCUUCUUUCUCCACCUUUCAUCAAAAUCAAACCAACAAAAUUUUCUCAUUUCUUUGCUUUACUUUCUUUUCACACACCCUUUCCAUUGUACCAAAGAGUAACAGAUAACACAGCACUAAGAGCAGCUCAAGACCUUCAUAUUCUCUGAUUGGAGAGAGACACAGAGAGAUGGAAAGUGUGAAUGGGAAGAGAGAACAGGAAGAAGCAGGGCCUUCAGAUGGAACCAAACAAGAAAUGACUGAGAAAGUGAGUGAUGCUUUGGAUGAUGGUAAAGCGGAGGAGGAAGAAGUGGACGAGGAUGAAGAAGGAGGCACUGGAGUUAGUAAAAAUGGUUUCUUUGUUCCGGGGCCUCUUGUUUCUCUCAAGGAGCAGAUCGAACUGGACAAGGAGGAUGAAAGCCUAAGGAGGUGGAAGGAGAAGCUGUUGGGUUGCUUGGAAAGUUUAGAGGGUCAAUUGGAUCCUGAAGUGAAAUUCCACUCCAUAGGAAUUAUUUCUGAGGAUUUUGCUGAAAUUGUUACUCCUUUACCUGUGGCCGAAAAUCGGAAUGGUUGUACUCUAUUCACUCUCCGAGAGGGAUCUCGCUAUCAGCUUAAGCUAAAAUUUAGUGUUCUGCACAACAUUGUGUCUGGCUUGACAUACUCCAAUACUGUGUGGAAAGGAGGGCUUCAAGUUGAUCAGAGCAAAGGAAUGUUGGGUACUUUUGCUCCUCAAAAGGAGCCAUAUGUGUAUACCUUGAAGGAGGAUACCACUCCCUCUGGUGCACUUGCAAGGGGUGUUUACUCAGCCAAACUAAAGUUUGAAGACGAUGAUAGAAGGUGUCACAUGGAACUCAAAUAUUUGUUUGAGAUAAAAAAGAGCAGCUAGUCCGGUUUUUCUGACACUGUUUUUAUGCUAUGUAUCCUCUUAAAAGUCCUUAAUUUUAUUUCUGAACAUGUGUUAUUGAUGCUACAGCUUUGUAUUUCUCUUUUCUAAUACACACAAAGGGAAUGGACUCUUAUGAAAUUGUCACGGCUA